Messenger RNA from Neopsephotus bourkii (Bourke's parrot), 360 nucleotides. RefSeq names its product sericin-1-like. The transcript has a single exon. The record is from RefSeq and is a predicted model, not a curated record. Bases 1 to 360 code for a protein of 119 amino acids. NCBI's taxonomy places the organism in Eukaryota, Metazoa, Chordata, Aves, Psittaciformes, Psittacidae.
AUGUGCUCCCGCCAGGACAAAGACCAGUGCCACCAGCAAGAACAAUCCUCAUGCCACAGCAGUGAGGGAUGUCACAGGAGCAGUGGAGGAUCAGGAUGCCAUGCGAGCAGCGGUGGGUCUGGUUGCCACGGAAGCAGUGGAUCCAGAUGCCAUGGGAGCAGUGGAUCUGGAUGCCGCAGGAGCAGUGGAUCCGGGUGCCACAGGAGCAGUGGUGGAUCCAGUUGCCAUGGGAGCAGUGGAUCUGGAUGCCACAGGAGCAGUGGUGGAUCCGGAUGCCACAGGAGCAGUGCGGGAUCCUGCCAUGGAAAGCCACAGGAUUGCCAGCAGCAGAUUUAUCAAGUAUCCUCGAAGAUGAAGUGA